GAAGGUAAAGGGGAAGGUAAAGGGGAAGGUAAAGGGGAAGGUAAAUGGGAAGGUAAAGGGGAAGGUAAAGGGGAAGGUAAAUGGGAAGAUAAAUUGGAAGGUAAAGGGGAAGGUAAAGGGGAAGGUAAAUGGGAAGGUAAAUGGGAAGGUAAAGGGGAAGGUAAAUGGGAAGGUAAAGGGGAAGGUAAAUGGGAAGGUAAAGGGGAAGGUAAAGGGGAAGGUAAAGGGGAAGGUAAAGGGGAAGGUAAAGGGGAAGGUAAAUGGGAAGGUAAAGGGGAAGGUAAAUGGGAAGGUAAAUGGGAAGGUAAAGGGGAAGGUAAAGGGGAAGGUAAAUGGGAAGGUAAAUGGGAAGGUAAAGGGGAAGGUAAAUGGGAAGGUAAAGGGGAAGGUAAAUGGGAAGGUAAAGGGGAAGGUAAAGGGGAAGGUAAAGGGGAAGGUAAAGGGGAAGAAGCUAAAUGGGAAGGUAAAGGGGAAGGUAAAGGGGAAGGUAAAUGGGAAGGUAAAGGGGAAGGGGAAGGUAAAAAGGAAGGUAAAGGGGAAGGUAAAUGGGAAGGUAAAGGGGAAGGUAAAGGGGAAGGUAAAGGGGAAGGUAAAUGGGAAGGUAAAGCAGAAGCUAAAUGGGAAGGUAAAGGGGAAGGUAAAGGGGAAGGUAAAGGGGAAGGUAAAUGGGAAGGUAAAGGGGAAGGUAAAGGGGAAGGUAAAUGGGAAGGUAAAGGGGAAGGUAAAUGGGAAGGUAAAUGGGAAGGUAAAUGGGAAGGUAAAGGGGAAGGUAAAGGGGAAGGUAAAGGGGAAGGUAAAGGGGAAGGUAAAUGGGAAGGUAAAUGGGAAGGUAAAGGGGAAGGUAAAUGGGAAGGUAAAGGGGAAGGUAAAUGGGAAGGUAAAGGGGAAGGUAAA
Molecule: messenger RNA, 894 nt
Organism: Xenopus tropicalis (tropical clawed frog)
Lineage: Eukaryota; Metazoa; Chordata; Amphibia; Anura; Pipidae
Product: protein qua-1-like
Exons: 4
Source: RefSeq, a predicted model, not a curated record